GUCAAGUCACAAAUGUCAAACAUUUGUGGUUAGAAAAUAAUACAAACCUAUUUUUGUUUUAUUUAGGCAGACAGCAAAAAUUACGUUUUGUUUGGAAUUAUAAGUCUUUCAGAUCAUAAUGAUCAUCCCUGUCCGUUGUUUCACAUGCGGGAAAGUCAUAGGCAACAAAUGGGAGGCAUACCUAGGGCUCCUCCAAGCAGAAUACACCGAAGGUGAUGCAUUGGACGCCCUUGGACUCAAAAGAUAUUGCUGUAGAAGAAUGCUUUUGGGACACGUGGACUUGAUUGAGAAGUUGCUGAAUUACGCUCCAUUAGAAAAGUAGAUUUGUAGUUGUAUUGUGAUAAGACUAAAGAAUGUAUGUGUAUGGAUGGGGUUCUUUCUUUUGUAAUAUAUCUACUUAGCAG
Acanthoscelides obtectus is the source of this 404-nucleotide messenger RNA. The record is from the annotation of a GenBank genome assembly. Lineage: Eukaryota; Metazoa; Arthropoda; Insecta; Coleoptera; Chrysomelidae.